Molecule: messenger RNA, 729 nt
Organism: Miscanthus lutarioriparius
Lineage: Eukaryota; Viridiplantae; Streptophyta; Magnoliopsida; Poales; Poaceae
Source: the annotation of a GenBank genome assembly
AUGAAAGCACUGAUUGACCGUAAUGUUGGUGAAGAUCCUCGCCUCGAGGCGUUCAAGAAGCAGUGGUUUGAAAACAAGGAUUGUCUCGAUAUUGGAUGCAACCAGGGUUUGGUAACGAUUGGCUUAGCCAUGAAAUUUAAUUGUCGAAGCAUUCUUGGAGUUGAUAUUGAUUCAGGUUUGAUUGAGACUGCUAAGUGGAACCUACGAAGGAUAAUGCGGCAGGAUAAGGUGGCUACAAAAAACGUGAAAGCUCAGGAAUUGUCAGAUUCUCCUUCUCAGAGCUCUCCAGGAGAAGUGGCAUCUGAGUUAUCAAAUGGGAACAGGCACCAAGAUCUUUUUAAAAUUGUCUCUUUUCGACGUGAAAAUUUUGUAGAGAGUAUGGAUGGAUGUUCAGAACAGUAUGACACCAUACUCUGUUUGAGUGUGACAAAAUGGAUCCACCUGAACUGGGGUGAUGAUGGCCUAGUUACUCUGUUCGUGAAGAUUUGGAGGCUUCUUAGACCGGGAGGUGUUUUUAUCAUGGAGCCUCAACCAUGGAGUUCAUAUAAGAAUAACAGAUUAGUUUCAGAGGUUGCCAAAGAGAACUUCAAUACCAUCUGUAUGUACCCAGAGACGUUUCGGGAGAUCCUUCUAGACAAGAUUGGAUUUAGGUCGGUAGAGUUGAUUGCGGACAGAUUGGUGGGUACCGUCAGUGGUUUCAACCGCCCAAUAGAAGUUUACCACAAAUGA